AUGGGAUCAAACACGAAUUGGAAUACUGACACUACAAAUAUUUUGAAAUUUCAUAAAAAUUUCCUCGGCAUAAUUGGACUUUGGGCAUUAAACGAGAAGAAUGUAUUCUCGAGGAUUCGAUGGUUCUUAUCGACGAUGGUGGAAACGAGUACAUCGAUCACCAUGUCACUAGAAAUGAUUCAACAUUGUAAUGGUCACGAGGAUGCCAUGGAUGCCUUUCUGUUAGGCUCAUCGUCAGUAAUUAGUAUGAUAAAAUUGCUCUUGCAUCGCGUAUAUUGGAAACAAAAAUCCAUUUUGGUGAAAUCAAUCAUCCAUGACUGGACUUACGUGAAAAAUUCUCACUCCCGCGAUAUAAUGCUAAAGUACGCGCGCGUAGGCAAGCUGGGUUCCUCGAUAUUCUUCUGUUUCGGUUGUGCCUCGGUCGUAUCCUUCGUCUCCACUGUCGUCCUUGCCAAUAUCAAUUUGCCCUGGACCUCUGAAACGGAGAUUAUUAAUAAGACAUAUGAAAGAAAGUUGAUGUUAGCAGCCUAUUGCGUCUUUGGAAAGUAUACAUCUCCCUUCUCUUACUGCGCCGUUGAAGCUCUGCAGUUCCUACAGAUUGUCGUUAACGGCAUCUCGCAGUGCGGAAACGAUGGCUUCUUCUUCGAUCUCACGAUGCACAUGUGUGGACAAUUCACGAUCCUCCGAAUGAACUUCAAUUCAUUGGGUUGCGACGAAUUUCCCCAUCGUGGCAAACUCGACGUCUUGAUGAAGAGACAUUAUCACCUCAUAUGUUUGUCGCAUUAUUUAGAGAGAGCAUUCACCCUGGUAAUCUUGGCACAAGUUUUAAUGAGCGUCCUUGUCUUGUGCGUUGAAGGUUUUCUUUUACUUCUUUCGCUUGAAAUGAACGAUGCGCUUACCGCUGCAAAACACAGCGUCUUCAUUAUCUCACUGUUGGUACAACUUUUUCUCUAUUGCUUCGCCGGACAGACGUUGGAGUUCCAAUCGAAAGGAUUGGCCUAUGCAAUUUACGAAUCACCGUGGUACACUUUUGACGUGAGCACGAUGAAGAAUUUACCAUUGAUAAUUCUCCGAGCAGCUAAUCCACAGCAAAUAACUGCAGGCAAAUUCGUAGCAAUAAAUUUUAUGACUUUUAAAGAAAUUCUGAAGGCUUCCGCCUCGUAUUUAUCUGUAUUAAGGGUAAUGAUUAAAACGUGA
Messenger RNA from Wasmannia auropunctata (little fire ant), 1197 nucleotides. RefSeq names its product odorant receptor 10a-like. Gene Ontology annotation, biological process: detection of chemical stimulus involved in sensory perception of smell; sensory perception of smell. Gene Ontology annotation, cellular component: plasma membrane. The record is from RefSeq and is a predicted model, not a curated record. Lineage: Eukaryota; Metazoa; Arthropoda; Insecta; Hymenoptera; Formicidae. The coding region runs from base 1 to 1197 and encodes 398 amino acids. Gene Ontology annotation, molecular function: odorant binding; olfactory receptor activity. The transcript has 3 exons.